Alosa alosa (allis shad) is the source of this 4313-nucleotide messenger RNA. Its product is annotated as vesicle-fusing ATPase. Gene Ontology annotation, biological process: intra-Golgi vesicle-mediated transport; Golgi to plasma membrane protein transport; SNARE complex disassembly. Gene Ontology annotation, cellular component: Golgi stack. Bases 256 to 2379 code for a protein of 707 amino acids. Gene Ontology annotation, molecular function: ATP hydrolysis activity; ATP binding. The transcript is spliced from 23 exons. The record is from RefSeq and is a predicted model, not a curated record. NCBI's taxonomy places the organism in Eukaryota, Metazoa, Chordata, Actinopteri, Clupeiformes, Clupeidae.
CUACUGUGUAUGUGUGUACUGCUGCGACGUCAUUUACAACGCGGCAUCGCUGUCGUGUACGUCCGUCAGCACUAUCGACUUUCACUGCCUGAGUUGCCGCUGAGCAACAAAAAACUGCGAAGAUGGCCGGCCGGAUGAUGCUAGCAGGGCGAUGCCCAACAGACGAGCUGUCUUUGACCAACUGUGUCGUCAUCAAUGAGAAAGACGCGCAGAUUGGACAACAUGUGAUAGUGAAGACCAAUCCGCCCCACAAGUAUGUGUUUACAGUUAAAUUUCAUCAAAGUGUCCCAGCUGGAUCCAUUGGCUUCAGUCUUCCUCAGCGUGGCCUCUCAGAGGAAAUGGGCUGGAAUCUCUAUUGGCCAGGAUGUGGAAGUCACCAAUUACAACUUCGACAAGUCCAAGCAGUGUGUGGGCACCAUGAUGGUGGAGGUGGACUUCCUGCAGAAGAAGAGUGUGGACAGCAGCCCCUACGACACGGACAAAAUGGCCGCUGAAUUCAUUCAGCACUUUAACAGCCAAGCCUUCAGCAAGGGCCAGCAGCUUGUCUUCAGCUAUUGUGACAAGCUGUUUGGCAUUGUGAUAAAGGAAAUAGAAGCCAUGGACCCCAGCAUCCUCAAAGGAGAUGCGAGCUCGGGCAAGAAACCAAAGAUUGAAAUAGGUUUGUUGCUUGGCAACAGUCAGGUGAUUUUCGAGAAGUCUGAGAGCUCCUCGGUGCAACUCGUUGGGAAGUCCAAAACCCGGGAGGCGCGGCAGUCCAUCAUCAACCCCGACUGGAACUUUGAGCGCAUGGGCAUCGGUGGCCUGGACAGGGAGUUCUCAGACAUCUUCCGUCGGGCCUUCGCCUCGCGAGUCUUCCCUCCCGACAUUGUGGAGCAGAUGGGCUGUAAGCACGUUAAGGGAAUCCUGCUAUACGGACCUCCUGGCUGUGGUAAGACGCUGAUGGCCCGACAGAUCGGGAAGAUGCUGAACGCCCGCGAGCCCAAAAUAGUCAACGGCCCCGAGAUCCUCAACAAGUACGUGGGGGAGUCCGAGGCCAACAUCAGGAAGCUGUUCGCCGACGCGGAGGACGAGCAGAAAAGGCUUGGUGCCAACAGCGGGUUGCACAUCAUCAUCUUUGACGAGAUCGAUGCCAUCUGCAAGCAGCGUGGCAGCAUGGCUGGGAGCACAGGGGUCCACGACACGGUCGUCAACCAGCUGUUGUCCAAGAUCGAUGGAGUGGAGCAGCUCAACAACAUCUUGGUCAUAGGAAUGACCAACAGACCGGACCUGAUUGAUGAAGCCUUGUUGAGACCUGGCAGACUAGAGGUGAAGAUGGAGAUUGGGCUGCCCGAUGAGACCGGACGUGUCCAGAUCCUCUACAUCCACACGGCCAAGAUGCGCGAGUUCAAGUUGCUGGCCUCCGAUGUGGACGUUAAAGAGCUGGCCGCCGAGACCAAGAACUUCAGCGGCGCUGAGCUGGAGGGGCUGGUCCGAGCUGCCCAGUCCACAGCCAUGAACCGCCACAUCAAGGCCAGCAACACUGUUGAGGUGGACCUGGAAAAGGCAGAGAAGCUACUAGUGCACAGAGAUGACUUUCUGGCCUCUUUGGAAAAUGACAUUAAACCGGCCUUUGGUACCAACCAGGAAGACUAUGCCAGUUACAUCAUGAAUGACAUCAUAAAGUGGGGCGACCCCGUGACCGCCGUGUUGGAUGAUGGCCUCCUGCUUGUCCAGCAGACCAAGAACAGUGACCGUACCCCACUAGUGUCUGUACUGCUGGAGGGGCCGCCGCAUAGCGGCAAAACCGCCCUGGCUGCCAAGAUCGCCGAGGAGUCCCAGUUCCCCUUCAUCAAGAUCUGCUCCCCAGACAAGAUGAUUGGCCACUCGGAGAUCGCCAAAUGCCAGGCCAUCAAGAAGAUAUUCGAGGAUGCCUAUAAGUCACAGCUGAGUUGUGUGGUGGUGGAUGACAUUGAGCGGUUGCUGGAUUAUGUCCCAAUUGGACCUCGGUUCUCCAAUCUGGUUCUGCAAGCUCUGCUGGUUCUGUUGAAGAAACCACCUCCACAUGGCCGCAAGCUGCUCAUCGUUGGCACCACCAGUCGCAAGGACGUCCUGCAGGAGAUGGAGAUGCUGGACGCCUUCAGCACCAAGAUCCACGUCCCCAACAUCUCCCGAGGGGAGCAGCUGGUGGAGGCCCUGGAGAUGCUUGGUAGCUUCCAGGAAAAGGAGCGUGCCAUCAUCGCAAAAGAAGUGAAAGGCAAGAGCGUGUGGAUCGGCAUCAAGAAACUGCUGAUGCUUAUCGAGAUGUCCCUGCAGAUGCAUGCUGAAUACAGAGUUAGGAAGUUUCUGUCCUUGCUCAGGGAAGAGGGCGCGUUGGAUUCGGACCUUCACGUGAGGAUAUAAGAACACUGCUAAAGCAAUGCCCUGCAGACAUUCAUGUGUCCAAGGAGGACAAGACCACAGGCAGCUUGUGUUGGAGUCGGAGAGAGAGAGAGAGGAAAGAGAGAAGAGAGAGAGAGAGAGAGAAGAAGGGAGGACGCUCUCUCUUUCUGUUCCUUCCGGGGUCUCUACGUGCUCUGUUGUCAGUGGUGAUCAUGACCUGCCGGUGACACUACCACCACCUCCAGGACACCCACCCCACCCCCACCCCCAAGACCACACAGCUCAGCUCCUCUCUGUCUCGGUGGCUCCUCAAUGUUGUCCUCUUCUGCACAUCCAGCCUCACACUCCCAUGGGUUGCUCUGCAUUGGUGUUUCAUUGUUUCUAGUGGAUGUAUUGAUGUGGUCGAUGUAAAGGCUGGACUGAACUGUGUGUGUGUGUGUGUGUGUGUGGUGUGUGGUGUGUAUGUGCACACUCAAGCAUGUAUAUAUGAAAAACCUGCUGUGCUGAGUUUGAUUAUAUUUGCUACUUAAGAAAUCAUUCCACCACAAAGCAAAAAUGUUUUUCCUGGUCUUAUGUAUAUCUUUCUUUCUUUCUCUCUCUCUCUCUCUCUCUCUCUCACACACACCCUUGUUCUUAAUGACUAUUCUUGUGCCACUUAUAUAUUUUAUGAUUAUUGUGUUUGUAAUUAUGAACACUAGUUGUGCUUUUUCUGACCAAAUCCUCUUCUCUUUUGUGACACUUAUGGUCUUGUCUUGUAAAAUAAGUUUUUUCACUGAACUGGAUCAGCUCACUGUUGUGCCUUUGCAUAAAGUAGCAUCUCGGUAGGGGAAACUGUUUGAGUUGUUGCUGUUAUUGCAUUCAACAUGGGUGACGGACUUUUGUGUAUGUGUACAGUUAAAGGGAAACUGCUUGCCUCUAAAAAUACAGUUAAGACAGCCAAUCUCCUCUAUUUUAUUAUUUUUUGACGCAUCUGAGGCUUAGCCGGCUAAUGGCUCUGAGAUCCCCAAUCUGGACCAGUAUGAUGGUAUUGGCGAGUGAGGCUGCAGGAGGUGAUGUCAUCGCCAUGGUUUUUGAAAGUGCUGCGCACCGGGAAACCAGCGUGCUGACCCAAACUCCCCUGGGCCCUAUAUGCGUCCCGCCACGCUGGCAGUUGGCACAGUCCAACUGCGGCCAGUCCACGCUCCCUCUCUUUCGCGCUCUCUCGCGCUCGCUCUCUCUCUCUCUCUCUCUCUCUCUCUCUCUGAAGAGCCAGAAAAGGAGAUGGACAAUCGUGGGAGAGAGAUGGACCAUCUUAUUCAUCUGUCAGUAGGGGUUAGAAUUGUGCCGCACCAGAUCGAAUCUCUAAACAACACUCUAGUUUCCAGCAUAGAAUGAUCAGAUAAACCUCAAAUCAGGAAUGUUUUCACAGUUUUCAGGAUUUUUCCCGUGGAUGCUGUAAUGUAGAAAAACGCCAGGCCGCUGGCUACCUACCUUAUACACUUAUACACUUGAACAAGUCUUAAAAGCGUAUAGAAUACUUUUGUAGUACUUAUUUCUUACUCUGUUAUGUAAGGCUUAUGACCAUUGUCGCACUUCCAAGAGGUAACCGCAUCUUAACUUUAUCUUGCCUUGCAGUAUGAUUACAGGGUGGCUGAUGUCUCUUCCAUGUCACUUAACCAAGCCUGCACACCAGUGUUCCCCCAUGAAGGAGUAAGACUACUGUACAUUAGUAGAUAUCAGUGCUAUGUGACUUUGGUAAUCUUGACCUGCAGUCCUUGUGUGCAAGGUAUAGAGUCAGAAGUGGUAACGCCAAGAACAGUAAUGCUCAGUGAAGAGAAACAGUGACUACACUGCCAAUGCUUAAUCCUGAUGUACAUGUUUCUAACAUUGUGAUUUCAUAUUGGACGUUCUCUGAAAAAGUGCAAUCUUGUCCAAUUGCGAUUUUGAUUGCAAUAAAAACUACACUAAAAUGCAAA